This is a messenger RNA of Onthophagus taurus, 4291 nucleotides long. RefSeq names its product golgin subfamily A member 6-like protein 22. NCBI's taxonomy places the organism in Eukaryota, Metazoa, Arthropoda, Insecta, Coleoptera, Scarabaeidae. The record is from RefSeq and is a predicted model, not a curated record.
UGAAGCGACUUUGGCUGUAAGAAUGCGAUUGGUCGUGAAAAUACAGCCUCACCGGCGUUUCAUGACCGAUAACAUUGCAGAUAAGGGGCCAAGAUAAGAAAACCGAAGCUGAUAUGGCGAGUUAAGAGAAUAGGAAAGAGUGAAUCGUAUCGUUAGCACUCGUAUAGCGCACGUUGCGUAUAUCGUUUCGUAUCGCCUUAAUCAACCACGUGUUUUAAGAGAUUUUUUUUCAAUCAUCUUCUUGUUUCUUCACAGUUGUUUGCAAUUGCGGUUAAAAAUCGAUUUUUUUUCUUUCCCUGACGUGGCCACACGCUCUUCGGCCACAUUAUCGGAGCCGAAUUCACGUGAUCCGGGAGUUUUUCUUCUAUUACAACUCUAACUGACCCGGCGUAAAGUUGUUUUGAAUUGAAAUUCGAAACAAACACAAGAUUUUUAAGAAAACACGAUAUCACCUUUUAGAUAAAAGAACUCCCUCCACCAAGUCGCUUUUUAAUAUAAAUCACCGUCAGCAAACAUGUUUCGCGUUGAGUCGUGGUACCACUUGCGAUGUGAUUCGAUUGUGAAAUGGACGAAGCACAACCUGGAACUUCUUCGGAAAUUGUGGUAAAGAUACCGAGAAGCAAGUUGAAGGGUUGCGAGGAACUGUGGGCGAAAGGGGCGAAAAUAAAAGAGGCUUACAAAAGAAGUCGCUCAGAGAAUGUUGGCAAGAAGAUGAGGAAUGAUUGUGACGAGGAGGACGACGACGAAGAAGAACCCACCGUUCCAAAUCAGCCAAUUACUCAUUUUAAAAAAAGGUUAAUUCGCGCACACUCAGCUUCAGCCACGUCAAGUUGUUCUGGAUCAAACGAUGAUUGGCCGAGAGUUGGAAGGCACCAUUUACCAGCUACCACCCCAAUCGGUCCAACACAUCGCCGAAGAUCCCAAACUUCAACUGAUUUAACGCACAAAAACUUGCUAAAAGACAAUCAAGAUCCCCAUCAAUCCUUAGAACGGGAAUUCCCAAAAGUUUUAGAUAAUUUCUUAGCUUUAAUCGAAGCAAUUCGCGAUUACUCUUGUUUUAACGACCACAAACAAGUUAUAAGCGCUGCCGUGGUUGAUAUUGAAUCAUUUUUAAGAAAGUGUAAUCACAUCGCAACUAAUUAUCCCCUUAGCGGAGAUCAAGACAACUUCGAUUCGUUAUUGGGAUGCAUUCGAGACUUCACCCGCAAAAUUAGAGAGAUGAUCUUCGAUGACAAAGUCAUAACAGGGCCAAUUUUAACUCCGAUCGAAGAGAAAUUUUAUAAGAACGUUUUUUAUCGGGUUUUCGAACAUCUCAGUCCCAAGUUUGAUUUGGCUUCAGUUAAUUGCAUCAUUUGGAAUCGGGUCCACAUCGUUGAUUCGACUAAUAUGAUCGUUUUACCUGUAAUGGAAGAAGAAAAUGUUAAAAAUGAGGGCGAUAAAGGGAAGAAAAUGAAUGAAAAGAAUGAAAUGAAGGAGAAGCGAGAUGAGAAAUGUGGAGGGGAAGUUAAUGAAGAUGAUGGUGAUAAUAAAGAGGAGGUAAAGAAGCAAAUUGCUGAGCUGGAGAAGAAAAAGCCUAAAUAUAAAGUGACGGAGAUUCUUUGUAUUGAAAUUGAUUCGGAUUGUGACUCGGAGGAGGAUAAGGAUAAGCAAGUUAAGGUUCCGGUUAAGGUUGAACCUGUUGGGGACGAAGAAAAUAAAGUUGAAGAGAAAAGUGUUAAAAAUGUUCCAAAUAAUGAAGUAAAUUCGAAUGAAAAUGAGAAAGAAUUGAAGGAGAAAGAAGAGGAGUUACAAAAGAAAGAGAAAGAGUUGCAGGAAAAUGAAAAGUUGCUGAGAGAAGAACGUGAGAAGGCUCAAAAGCUUCUUGAGGACAAACAAAAAGAACAAGAACGUUUCGAACUCGAGCAAAAACAAAGAGAAAAAGAAAGAGUAGAGAUGGAGGAAAAGCAAAAGGAACGAGAACGUUUCGAAAAAGAACAACAAUUAAUUCAAAGUUUAUUGCAACAGAACCAAAUAAGAGUGAUGCAACAACAACACGAACAAUGGAUGGAGGCUUUGAGACAUCAAAACGAAUUAAGACAAAUACAAGAGAAAGAGCAGGAGAAAUUAAAAGCGCAAGCAUUGCAAUAUCAAGAUCAAUUAAGGGCGCUACAAAAAAGGGAGGAGGAGAAAACGGAAAUUUUACGCCGCCAAAUGGAGCUAAAAGAACUCCAAAAGAAACAAGAAGAAAAAAUGAGAUCCCAAAUGGAGUACCAAAACCAAUUGAGCGAGUUAUUACAUAAGCAACAACAACAAAUCGAAGCCUACAACAUCCGAAACCAAUUACUACAAAGAGAACAAGAAAAAAUAGUCCAAAACGAAGAAAGAAAAAGAAUCCCAGAACAACAAAAAAUGAUCGAACCAAGACGAGACAUCCCAUUAAUCGAAAAUCAAAUUUUACAGGAAAUUCAAAAACUUGAGAAGCAAAAUGCUGAUAUGAGUCAGCGAUUAAAACAAUUAAAUGAGCUCCUACAAAGGGAGAUCCAACUGAGUAAUUUGGUUAAUAAAGAAUAUAAACACAUUCAUCUUAGAAAUAUCCAACAAAUUGAAAUUGACAUGACGGGGAUUCAUCGCAAAAAUAUUCAAUGUCGAGAACGGUACCAACAAUUAAUUAAGCAAUUAUUGCAAAUUAAUCAAUUGAAACCAAACGAAAUUGCCGUUAAACAACCGGUGAAACGCACCUACUCGAAAAGAACCAAAUCAAAAGAUCAAAAAAUUGGAGUUGAAACGAAUCUCGAACCGCAAUUGAAGCGAAUGAACGAAUCUUUAGAUGUAAUAAAUUUUAAGCAACAAUUUCCUAAUACUGUCAUCUCCCAAAUUGAUGGUGAUACAACGAAUGAUGUAUCAACGAAUGAGAGAGUCGUUGUUUUGGAUAGUGGGAGGGUUGCAGAAGGUUCGAGACCGGUUCCUAACGUUUCAAGCGGCCAAAUGAACAGAAAUUGUCAGAAACAAAAUUUAUCUGAAUCUCUUAAUCCUCAACGAACAUCUCCCCAUCAAUCAAUUCAAUCUCAUUCCUCAACAAAAAAUCCUAACUCAUCUAACCCUCCUAUUCAGCUAACUCGGUCAUCGCAAAUUUCUCAUCCGCCUCAAUUAACUAACGGGAGGAUUAUUUCCCCUCAUUCAGAAUCAACCAAACCUGAAAAAUCAAAAAAUGUAUCUCAAUUUGAAUCGAAUUCAUCUCAUUUGCCUCAAUUUCAACCUCCCAAUUCUCAUCAACCUCAAUCAAUUCAGCUUGAUUCAUCUAUUAAUCCUAAUUAUCGUAUUUCUCGGCAUCCAGUACAUCACUCUCAACCUAAUUUAUCGCACGGUUCAUCUCAUCAUUCCCCUCAAUCUUCCUCCUCGUCUAUUUCGUCCGAUAUGGUUGCGAAUGUGCGCCAACUAAAUGGAUCGGUUGCGAUUGGUGGGCCGCUGGAUUUGUUAUCAAAAAAAGGGUUACUUAAUCCGACUGAAUAUGUGGAUGAGAUUAAGAAGUUAAAGCAAUUGUCGGAAAUUCCGGACGAUUUUAAAUCGUUUUAUGUGUAUUUGACUAAAAUGCAGAUACUGAAUAAACAUAAUCCGAUUGGGUUCAAAUUGUUUAUGGAGUUGUUUAACGAAAAGGGUCUUAAACCGCAAUAUUUGAGUUAUAAAGAAUAUCUCGCUAGGAAGGAUAACACAAUUUCUCCUCCUAUUAUACCUCCUCAUCUUCUUUUCCACCACUACGAUGUGCCUCCUCAUCGUGUUCCUCCAAAUGUUCCUAUUAAUCUUGUUGUUUCUGAUUCUCAUCCCGUUUCUAAUUCGGCUCCUCCUUCAAUUUCUUCUAAUCCGCAUAAAUUUAUUGUUCCUCCCCAGAAUAAUUCGCCUCUACUGCCAACUCCAGUUCCUUUCGUUCCUCCGCCUUCUCAUCACCAUCUUCCGCCAACUCCUCCACCUUCUCUUCCUCCAACUCCGUCCGUUCAAAUGAGAAAGAGAGUUAAUUCCACACAUUGAAUUUAUUAUUAUUAAAUAAAUAGUUUAUUAGAAUUACGAUUUAAGGAAAAUUUCAGUAUUCUGUUGAUAUAAUAAUAUAGAUUUUAAGAGUUGCUCUCUUUGAAGAGAAAGACUUUCGUUAAAUAAUUAUUGUAUUUGUAUAAGGAUUGUUUACAAUAAAUAGACUAUUAUAGUAAAAUAAAGUGUUGCCUCUGUAAUAAUUGUAAUGAUACAUAAUCCCAAUUUUUAAAUAUAUCCAAAACUAUUAAUUUUCAAAUAAUUUAACCAAUGACGUUUCGGACACAACGGA